This is a messenger RNA of Candidula unifasciata, 382 nucleotides long. NCBI's taxonomy places the organism in Eukaryota, Metazoa, Mollusca, Gastropoda, Stylommatophora, Geomitridae. The record is from the annotation of a GenBank genome assembly.
UCAGCCAUCUGCAUGCAGUCAGCCAUGUACAUGCAGUCAGCCAUGUACAUGCAGUCAGCCAUGUAGUCAGCCAUGUACAUGCAGUCAGCCAUGUACAUGCAGUCAGCCAUGUACAUGCAGUCAGCCAUCCGCAUGCAAUCAGCUUCAGCCAUGUACAUGCAGUCAGCCAUGUACAUGCAGUCAGCUGUGUACAUGCAGUCAGCCGUGUACAUGCAGUCAGCCAUGUACAUGCAGUCAGCCAUGUAGCCAACCAUGUACAUGCAGUCAGCCAUGUACAUGCAGUCAGCUGUGUACAUGCAAUCAGCCAUGUACAUGCAGUCAGCCAUGUACAUGCAGUCAGCCAUAUACAUGCAGUCAGCCAUGUGCAUGCAGUCAGCCAUAG